This is a messenger RNA of Drosophila ananassae, 1695 nucleotides long. Its product is annotated as prolyl 4-hydroxylase subunit alpha-2-like. Gene Ontology annotation, molecular function: protein binding; iron ion binding; L-ascorbic acid binding. The transcript is spliced from 8 exons. NCBI's taxonomy places the organism in Eukaryota, Metazoa, Arthropoda, Insecta, Diptera, Drosophilidae. Gene Ontology annotation, biological process: peptidyl-proline hydroxylation to 4-hydroxy-L-proline. The record is from RefSeq and is a predicted model, not a curated record. Gene Ontology annotation, cellular component: endoplasmic reticulum. Bases 22 to 1620 code for a protein of 532 amino acids.
UUUUAAGUUAACUUGGAAACAAUGAAGUUGGUCUUAUUACUGGGAGUAUUUUUAUUUUUGCCAUUUUACCAAUGCCUAUUGGUUGAAGACUAUAACUUUACAGUUCAUACGCGUUUCUCCCGAUCCGUGGCUAAUAUGGAUAAGUUGUUGAAACUGGAGGAGGAGCUGGCAUUAAAUUUGGAGAAAUACGCAGAGGUUCUCAUGCUGAAAGCUAACACAAUCAAAUGGGGUGUUCAACUGAUGGCUUAUAGACACAUCGAGGAAAGUACCCUGGCAUGGGAUUACCUGAAAAGCUAUUCGCUUACAGUUCAUAUGCAGGCGGACUGGUUGAGGUGGCAAUUAUUCAUUGAAAAACCAGUGGGUUUGGAAUAUCUGGACUAUAUGAAAUCUAUUAAACCAUCUUUGCCCCAGAGCUGGGACUUUAAUGAUGCUUCAGAAGGUUUGAGAAGAAUGCAAGGGGUCUACCAGUUGAAAGCAAAUGAUAUUUCCGGAGGAUUACUGGAUGGUGUCAAGUACAAUUCUACUUUUUCGUAUUUAGAUUGUAUUUCCAUGGCUCAACAUCUUAUGAAUCAAUCUCGAUGGGAAAAUGCUGCACAAUGGACUCAAGCUGGAAUAAAAUUGUUUAAGUCAACCAAAAAAUCGACAGAACUGGAGCUGAUAAGAGGCUUGAAACUAGAAGAAUUUUACAACACAUUGGCGUUUUCGCUAGUGCAACAAGAUGAGUCACAAUUGGCUUUGGAGGCAUCCGAGAAUGCUCAUAAAAGCGCUCCCCAUGAUGCAGAAAUAUUCAAAGCAUAUCAGAAACUGGAGAACCAGAUACUCUCCAACCCUAUACCGGUUAACAACAAUAAUAAUUCCCAUUUAAAAGACCAAGGCGAGGAUCUUCAGUUGCCUCGAUGUUGUAAUGGUCGCUGUGAGAUUGCGAGAAAAUUCAGUCUAUAUUGUCUGUAUAACACCAAAACUUCGCCCUUUUUACGCUUGGCGCCUAUCAAAACGGAACUACUUUCCAAGGACCCGUAUAUUGCCAUUUUCCACGAUGUUGUUUACCCAAAGGAACUCACAAGAAUUCGCACAGCGUGCAAGAGCCACUUAAUAGCAUCGACCACAAUUAAUUACACCUCUAACGCCUAUAGUGUCGAUUCGUAUCGCACAUCAAAAUCAGUGUGGAUUCCGACGGACAGCAAUAAUUUGACUCAGCGGAUAACUAAUUUAGUGGGAGAUGCCACAGGCCUUGAAAUGACUACUUCAGAGAUGUUCCAAGUGAUUAACUAUGGGAUUGGUGGUCUCUUUGAGGCCCACAUGGAUCCGGUACUCUCGAAUGCCGCACGAUUUAAUGGAACCGACGAUCGUUUUGCCACCACUAUAUUUUGGUUAAGUGAUGUGGAGCAGGGCGGCGCCACAAUUUUCACAAAACUAAACCUCACUGUAUUUCCCCAAUCUGGUUCGGCACUAUUUUGGUAUAAUUUGGACAAUUGGGGAAAUGAGGAUAAGAGGACCGAACAUGCUGGAUGUCCGGUCAUUGUGGGUUCUAAGUGGAUCAUGACUAAAUGGGUGACUGAUAUGGGACAGGAGUUUCGAAAACCUUGUUACAAAUCUGGAGUUUUUCCAUUACCUUUUUAAGUUUAAGUAACAUUUUUAAGCAGCUUAUUAAUGAAUUAAUACAAUAAACAUAUUUUAAAAAAGAAUUAAAAAAAA